ACCGGAUCCACAGGAAUGGAUGAAUCGCCAUCUUAUGUAUCUUAUUUCCCGAUUCAACGGGUCCUGGAUUCGUAUGCUAUCCGAUAGCCGGGAUCCUCAUAUAUAUGUGUUUUGAAAGAAUGUGGCCAGGUCGGGAAGGCUUCCAGGCUUCUGUCUCUCUUAUACGGGGUUGGGAAGAUGAGAAUGUUUAUUUCAGUAAUCGACGGCGGAUGUCCCGUAUGUGACGCAAUGACGUCAAAUGCCUCCGGCAUAGGUGCAUCUCUAGACUCUGUUAGGAUGAGCAUGGUUGCGUAAGCUAUUAAACCUGGCCCGGACUCCGUGAUUUCUUAACAAUUUAUAAUUGCAAAGUUGCGAGUGCUUUUCAUGCUGGCUUCAUCCCGGGCUAGAGAAGACGAAUAUCAUUGAAAGUCGCUAGUGACCCCUCGAGGUCGAGUGAACGGCACACUGGAAAAGAGAUUGAGAGCGGCCGAUUCCCGGGUAGGCAAUGAUACUGCUGUAAAACAUCCAAGUAGCUGGUAUGUCGGUUAAGUAUUUGUUCAUUGUAGUCCUUCCGAAUGACAUAGCUUGAGACGUAAUAUGAUCAGGUAUAUUGAUCAGGUUCCGAUAUUUUCGCCCCGUGAGAUAGAUCCAAGCGACCAUUUAACCGGGGGGUGAGGCGGACUGCUGCCCUCAAAUAGGACUUUGACACCGGAUGGAUUCUCCAUGCCGAACUUCCUCAACUACAUUAGCGCUCAAAAGCAAUCUGUCAGUUUAAACAUUCUUUUCAUGGCAAGUCCCCGGUAAGAAAAGGAAUGAACCGACUUUAGCAAACAUCUUCAAAACAAUUAUCCUUACCCCUUCCUCGCCAAUCAUAUUCCUCCUCCCCUCUGCAAGCCCGCCUACAACCACAAUUCUUAACAUCUCAAGACCACUGUCCACCCACCAAACAUCUAGCAACGUAUCAACCGUGCGCGCCCACCUACUUGCCAAAUUCGCAAUGUCAAUCUUCAACACGACCCGUCUAGCCCGCUGUAGUGCCCCUUCGGAGAUGAACAUCGUGAUAUCCACCGGCCGCCCAAGCGCCAUCGAGUAAGGCGGUGGCUCGUCUAUGACUAACUCCUGCGCAUGCAGAACAGGGAGCGCUUCAUACGUUAUCUGUCGAUUGAGCAGGAAGAUUGUUGGCGUAGUAUAGCGUGAUUCUGGAAUGGAGGGAGACGGGAGCGGACAAGCAUUAUUGCACAUGUCCCCUAACCCCAUUGAGAGGGAUGAAUGGGCGAACCAGGCUGCUUCGUCCUGUUCGCAUUCUCGACGCAGGCGGUCAAAGAGGCCGCGGAGGUUUGGCCAGCUUAGUGCUAGUGUAUAGAUUUCGUGCCGAAUCUCAGGCGGGAGAUCGAGGAAGGAUACCGGACGGCGACGCUUGGUGGUCUUCUUGACGGUCAUAGUGCCCAUUCUCCUGGUUAUUUUGAUAUCUGCUUUUGUUUCAGAGCUUCUGCUUCUCUUGUGAAAUGUAGUCAAUAUAUGGUCACAGUGGGAAGGGCCGGUAUCGGAGCUGCAGCACUUGAGUCAAUGUCAAUUCUGGGCUUCCAUUGAUUGCAGGGGAGAGGUGCUAAGAGGUAACGAUGUCCCCCCACAGCACCCUUGUUAUUGAAGCAAGAAUAUAUCCAACAUUAUAGAUGGCAUGAGGGCAAAAUCUACACUAUCUUGCUGGGUGACCUCAAUUGAGUAGCGAGCGUUAAGGGGUUGAUUCCUACAGGCAUGACGCAAUUGGGGCUAUGCGCUAAUACGGCUUAGUUUGGUUUGGUUAAGCGCGAGAUGCGAGCCUCAGGGUUAGCGGGCGCUUAUGCGUCAAACAAGCUCUGAGAGCCUCAUGAAUUCUUAUUCUGACGUACUGUUUACUCUAAUGAUUUGGUCUUCGUGUUUCUUAUAUCAUCUUCCUGAAACAUUUCUUUAUUCAUAUUUUGGUUGUUGUUACGCUUGAUUAUAAAAUGGUGGUGAUCUAUGUCUCUAGAUAGUUACCCUUUUUCUGAGAACCAAUUGUGUCACAAUUCCAUAGUUAUCAGCUAUUCUUUGAAAGAUGUACACCGAGUAUUCUCCAAUACGGAGUACAGAGUCAAACUAGCUCUGUGUAUGAUACGCCUCAAAUGGAAGCCAUCCUACAAGUAUCAAACUGAAAACUAGGUACCUCGCCGCCAAUAGAAGUGAACCCAUUCAAUGAAACGACUUCGCCUAUGAGGGGAUGGAACUUAUGGGGUAGAUCUGCACCCCUAAAAUGUUUCCAAAAUAUGACUGGCUGUCGCAGGCUUUGAACAUCAGUGAAGCCAUGAGAUUGCAAGAUCAUUCGGGCGUGCCGCCACUAAACUUGCGUCAUUGAGCACGAGGAUCGUAGGAGCAGGAGUACUCCGUUACUCGUAGUUAUGAUAUAAUAAUAACUGUAACUAAGCCAGCUGUUUGAUUCUGAUGAGUUUUGAUCGUUUUGAGUUUUGGAUGAUGCAAAAAGCGGAAACACUAUAAUCCGAAUACACAGACGUCCUGCUAUGGUUGAUCUCUCCCAGCGACAGAACCACCGACAUUGUGAUUAAGAGGGGAUACACCUAAAAUAAUUUCUAUUACAGAACCGCUAUCCAAUUCCCCAAGCAAUAUGCCGGGUACAGGAGACCACGAAACUUCGGCAGCGCCCCCCGAACCCCAGGCAAGACAUAUAGUAUACUGCGGAGUUUGCUCCCUUCCACCCGAGUAUUGCGAGUUUGGCGGGACAGCGAAGAAGUGCGAACAAUGGCUGAAAGACAAUCAUUCUGAUUUACAUCAAACGUUAUACUCUGCCGAAACCAUAACCGCAAACCUAAACACCCUCUCCAUCUCCGCCCGCGAACGCGCCGCCAAAGACGCCGCCAAAAAAGAAGCAAAAGCCGCCCUCGCCGAAUCCCGCGACCAGGAACGCAAAGCCUCCGCCAAAAUCCAAAUCCGCCGCGUCGAGCGCAAUAAGCGCAAAUACGUCACCGUCGUCUCCGGCCUGGAGGCCCACGGGCUCGACAUCAAGAAGAUCUCGAAGGAGCUAGGCAAAAAGUUUGCAACGGGGAGUUCAGUGACGAAGGCUGUUUCGGGCAUCGCGGCGACGGCACAGGGCGGCUCGGGGGAGGAGAUUACGGUGCAGGGGGAUGUUAGUGAGGAGAUUUUGGAGUGGUUGGUGGGAAAUUAUGCGGCCAAGGUGCCGGAGGAUAAUGUGGAGCUUGUGGAGGAUAGGAAGAAGAAGGCUGGGGCGGGUGGGUGAGCGGGUGGGUGGUUGAGUGGUUUGGGGGAUUGGUGUUUGUUUGAUUGACUUUUGUUUUUGCUCUCAGCUUUCCUUUCCUCCUCUAGAUGGGAGACGGGGGAAUUUUGGGUUUGAUGGAUAUCUGAAUAUCGGGAUAAUGACUCUUCAUGACGGGAAUUAAAGACGCUGGUUUGGGCUGCUUCUGUUUUUCACAUUGACGGGAAUAACUAGUUUGCAACAUAUGGACGAUGACGCCUGUUUUCCCUUAGUAUUAUUUUAUAUAAGAAAAUAAACUACAUUUGAAAAAUAUA
Blastomyces dermatitidis ER-3 is the source of this 3537-nucleotide messenger RNA. Its product is annotated as translation machinery-associated protein 22. The record is from RefSeq and is a predicted model, not a curated record. The transcript is spliced from 5 exons. NCBI's taxonomy places the organism in Eukaryota, Fungi, Ascomycota, Eurotiomycetes, Onygenales, Ajellomycetaceae. Gene Ontology annotation, biological process: formation of translation preinitiation complex; translation reinitiation. Gene Ontology annotation, molecular function: translation initiation factor activity; mRNA binding. The coding region runs from base 2618 to 3247 and encodes 209 amino acids.